Carassius auratus (goldfish) is the source of this 4252-nucleotide messenger RNA. RefSeq names its product signal transducer and activator of transcription 1-alpha/beta-like. Gene Ontology annotation, molecular function: DNA binding; DNA-binding transcription factor activity. The transcript is spliced from 24 exons. The record is from RefSeq and is a predicted model, not a curated record. Lineage: Eukaryota; Metazoa; Chordata; Actinopteri; Cypriniformes; Cyprinidae. Gene Ontology annotation, biological process: signal transduction; regulation of DNA-templated transcription. Bases 186 to 2657 code for a protein of 823 amino acids.
GAAAAGCACAGCAGAGGGGGGUUUAGUGAAGAGCCGACGGUUUCCUGAGAAGUGCUAGUCAUGUGUUUCUAGUCAGCUGAUGUUCAGUUCAGGACUGUUGUUGUCUUUCUUGUAUGUCUGGAGAAAACACUUUUCAAACUGAGGUUUGACGAUAAGUUCUUCAAACGGCAGACGGCUGUUUCAGAAUGACACAGUGGGAGCGAUUGCAGCAGCUGGAUACAGUGUAUUCACAGAGGGCUUUUGAUCUGUACAAUGGAGAUGAAUUCCCAAUGGAUGUGAGACAUUACUUGGCACACUGGAUCGAGGGCCAGGACUGGGAACGUGCUUCUCGGGACUCUUCCCAAGCUGCAUUCCUGUUUCAGGUGCUUUUAGAGAAUCUGGACAACCAGUUCAGUCGUUUUGCGCACGAGAGAGAGAGUUUUCUACUGCAGCGUAAUUUCAGACGCUACAAACAAAACUUUCAGAAAUACCAAGAGGAACCCUAUACUCUUGCUACUAUUAUCAACUGGUUCCUGGUGAAGGAGAAAGGGAUCUUGAAUGAUGCAGAGCUUGCACAGCAAGUGCAGAUGUUGCAGGUUCAGCCAGCUGCAAUGGAGUUGGAGAGCCAGAGACAAGUAGAAAAUAGGUUAAAAGACCUUAAGACCAAAGUAGAGGUGAUGGAGCACAGCGUAAGGUGUCUGGAGGAGCAGCAGGAUGAGUUUGAUUUUAAAUAUCAGACGCACCUAAUGGACUUUUGUACUGAAGAAGAGAAGAAAAAGCAAUUAGAAGGGCUUCAGAAGAUGCUCAAUACACUUGAUAACUGCAGAAGGAACUUCCUGUCUGAUAUCUCGGCUAUGUUGGACGCUGCUGAUGUUCUACGCUCAGCAAUCAUAGAUGAGGAACUGGUGGAGUGGAAGCGGAGACAACAGAAGUCCUGCAUUGGUGCUCCUGAAAAUACAAGUCUGGAACACUUAGAGAAAUGGUUCACUCAAAUUAUAGAGUGCAUGUUCCAGCUGCAGAUGUUCUUACAGAAGCUUGAUGAGCUGGUAGGGAAGAUGACCUACGAAAAUGACCCCAUACCGGUCCGAAAACCCCCUUUAAAGAGUAGAUUGGAGACACUAUUGACCCAACUAAUAAAGAGCUCAUUUGUUGUAGAGAAUCAGCCAUCCAUGCCGCAAGGUCGAGGCCUCCUGUUGCUGCGCACAAAUGUUCAGUUCUCAGUCAAAGUCAGAUUGUUAUAUAAAGUUCCUGAACUCAACCAUGUUAUGAAGGUGUCUGUUUCUGUUAACAAUGCAACUUCACAACUGAAAGGGUUUCGGAAAUUUAAUGUGCUGGGUACCUUGAGUAAAGCCCUUAACAUGGCUGAGAGUAUGAAUGGGGGCAUGGUUGCUGAUUUCAGACAUUUGAGUUUAAAAGACCAGAAAGUUGGUGGUGGAGGAAAAGGAAUCAAUGAUCUCUCAUUGAGUGUUACUGAAGAGCUGCACAGAAUAACUUUUCAGACCCAGUUUGAUUAUCAAGGCCUGUCUGUCCCUUUGGAGAUCUCUUCUCUUCCUGUUGUUGUGAUUUCAAACUCCAGUCAGCAGCAGAGCGCUUGGGCGUCUGUUCUGUGGUUCAACAUGCUCUGCCCAGAUCCCGAGAACGUCAAGUUCUUUGAAAGCUCUCCUGCAGCCACUUGGCCACAGUUUGGGGAAAUGCUAAAUUGGCAGUUUCUCUCCUGUGGGAAACGUGGUCUAGACAAUGACCAGUUGGAGACCCUUGCCAUCAAGCUCUUUGGUAAACAACAAAGCUAUGAAAACUGUACGAUAUCCUGGACCAAGUUCAGUAAGGAGAACCUCCCUGAUACAAACUUCACCCUGUGGGUGUGGCUGGAUGGCAUUCUAAACCUGGUUAAACUCUACCUGUCAGACCUGUGGAGUGAUGGGUCUAUAAUGGGUUUUGUCAGCAAGGGGAAGGAAAGACUUUUAUUAAAGAAGAAGCAGAACGGCACUUUCCUGUUGCGUUUUAGCGAAAGCAUCAAAGACGGAGGAAUCACGUUCAGCUGGGUGCAGUACGCUAAUGAUGGCUCUUCGAGUGUGCAAACAGUGAAACCAUUCACCAGUACUGACCUAAAGCAGAUUGCUCUACCUGAUAUCCUCUGCAACUUUCGAAUCAUGGAAGCAGAAAAUAUUCCAGUUAACCCACUGUGUUACCUUUACCCGAACACUCCCAAAGACCAGGCUUUCGGCAAAUACUACAGUGAAAAGACUGAAGAGGAGAAUCCUUACCUGAAGUAUCUCAAAACCAAACUGGUUUUUGUCACUAAUGAGAAUGGCUGUUCUGGCAUCAGAGAGGGACCAGAGUCUGACCUGUGCACACAGGACAGAGACCCUCCUUCCUCUUCUGAUGCGGGUGAUGAUGAUGUGUUGCUCAAAGGGUCCGAGAAGUCUCCAAUGAUCUCCAGCUCUACCACUGAUGCUGAUUUUCUUAACAGUAUUUUGGACAUCGAUGGCGAGAGCUCUUUUCCAAAUACAUUUCCUGUAACCUCUCCCCACAUUUCACCAUCAUGCCUCCAACAAAACUUUCCAGAGAGUGUCGAGGAUGACCUUGGUGAAGCACCCUCUACAGACACUGAUGUUAAUAACACAUUGCAAGAGAUUUUAAAUGACAUAAACCUUAAUUUACUUCAUCCUUGGUCCUAGUUUUUAAGAUCUUGGCAAUCCCAACAUACCAUUGACCCCCUGAAUUUGAUCCAUUUUACACAAAACCAUAAUCCUACUGAAGCCGUAUAAUGCUUUCCGUUGCUCUGAUUUGUUGUAAUUAAGUAUCAAGUAGAGAGGCAUAAUACAGGUCAUUACUUCAUUUUCAGUACUGAUUUUUUUAGUAUUACUUUUAUCAAUUUAGUGUUUAUAUCUGAAUGUCUACUCAGCCAGUCAUCUGUUACUUACAGUAUGUCUAUUCAAUUUUAAGGGAGAGGUCUUGUGAACUCACUAUUCAUAAGCUGCUAGUAAAUAUUUGUCCCUAUAAAAAUAAGCUGGAAAGAAAAAGUUGCAUUGAAAUUGAUUCUGAAAAUAUUAGAGCUCCUUAGCAAUGAAAUUGGAUGACUAAUUUUAUAUAUAUAUAUAAAAUAUAAAAACACUUCUGCCAUUUAACCUAAGUUAAGCUCAUGCUUUUGUGGUCCAAGUACAUGAUCAGCAGAACAGUUUGUAUUCUUCUAUUCUAAUUAAAUGGGCCUUAUUGAAGAGAUAAUUUGAUAGUGAAACCGAUAGACUUUAUUAAUGUGUCAAACACCUUUAGUAAUGUGAAUUAGGCAUUAGCUUUGAGCUAAUGGUUUUAAAAGCAUCUUAACAACAAAGCCAUUUCUGCGCAUACAUUUAUGACUAUAUAACAAAUUCUCCAUAUGGUGCAAUUUUAAAGUUCUAAAAAUUGAAAAAUGUAUGGCUUAAUUUGACUUUUAAAGUCACCAAUGUUGAUGAUGCUUUUAUAGUAGUCUUUAACUUUCACUUUUAUGAUAAAUGUUUGUUUAUUUUGUAUAACCACUGUUGGAAAGUUCCUGAAUGCUUUGCUUUUGAGUCAACUGGAUUUUUUUCCUUGUAGUUUUUUUAUCAUUUUAAAAGUGAUUUGGUGGCUUUCACUAAACCCAACUUCAAGACUAUAGCAAUACUUAUUAUUUUCCUGUUUUUGGUGCUGGAUAGUUGAGUUAUCAACUACAGAUUUAAUGAGGCAGAUACUGGGAUUAAUUUAUAUAUAAAAAAGGAAAUGAUCAUUUUGACGCUUACAUUUUCUAGAAUUUCAAAAGCAGAAUUUAGUUCAGAUGUUCUGUUACCCGGCUGUUGAAAAUACUUAAUAUUUGUUUUAGAUGUUUUUAUCUUUUAUACAAACUGAAUUUGAAUCCGACUGAUUGUAUGAUUACUCUGAGAGUAACACUGAGAUUUCUGAUGACAGAAAAAUGCACUUAAGUUAGUUGUUGUGUAACAAUGUUUACAGAUCAAUUAAAAGAGGAGAUUGAACGGUCUCUGAACUCUUUUAGAGAGAAAAAAAAAUUCCUCUCUGAAAUGAAAUAAGAUAUCAUAGUUAUUUAAUCAAUUUAUCUUUUAGAUCUAAAGACCCCAUUAGCACUUCUGUUUGAAUUUGUAGAAUUUGCUUCAAAUGCAUGUAACCAAGAUUGGCAUUGUGUCCACUGUCAGCCUUAUUGUAAUAUGUUUUUUAUCUGUUAACAAGACUUUGUAGAGUUGAAAUAUCAGAGUGUUAACAAUGGUACAAUAUUGGUCCAAUAAAACAUCUAAUGAGAGAUAAA